This is a messenger RNA of Harpia harpyja (harpy eagle), 1859 nucleotides long. RefSeq names its product intraflagellar transport 52 (gene IFT52). Bases 127 to 1596 code for a protein of 489 amino acids. Gene Ontology annotation, biological process: cilium assembly; intraciliary transport. NCBI's taxonomy places the organism in Eukaryota, Metazoa, Chordata, Aves, Accipitriformes, Accipitridae. Gene Ontology annotation, cellular component: intraciliary transport particle B; centriole; cilium. The transcript is spliced from 14 exons. The record is from RefSeq and is a predicted model, not a curated record.
CCCGCCCCCCGCCGGCUCCGGGCCCGCUGCGGGGGUCCCGCCGGGGAGCAGGAGCGUCGGAGGUUCGCUUCACGUCCCGAGAGCUGGCGACCUGCGGCGUCCCCUGCGGUAGCCCCGGGUAACCCUAUGGAGAGGGGCCUGCGGAAUGCCAUAGUCUUCAACGCGUCCAAAGGGGAGGCUUUCACUCUCGCCAGCAGCUACAAGGCCUUGCGCAAAAGGCUUCGUGGUAACUGGAAGAUACAGAGCUUAAAAGAUGAGAUCACAUCUGAGAAACUGUUUGGGGUAAAAUUGUGGAUUACGGCAGGGCCAAGAGAAAAGUUCAGUGCUGCUGAGUUUUCAGUUCUGAAGAAAUUCCUGGAGGAUGGUGGAGCCAUCCUGGUGAUGCUAAGAGAAGGCGGAGAGUCACGAUAUGGCACAAAUAUUAACUUUUUGUUAGAAGAAUAUGGGAUCGUUUUCAAUAAUGAUGCUGUAGUACGAAAUGUGUAUUACAAGUAUCACCACCCAAAAGAAGCACUAAUCUCUGAUGGAGUUUUGAAUAGGGGAAUCAGUGAAGCUGCAAGAAAAACAGUGCAUGAGACAACAGAUGAAGAUGGAAGUGGACAUGACUCACAAGCUCUCACUUUCGUGUAUCCAUUUGGUGCCACACUGAAUGUGAUGAAACCAGCAGUGGCUGUUCUGUCAACAGGAUCUGUCUGCUUCCCGCUCAACAGGCCUAUUCUUGCUUUCUAUCAGCAUGAGCUCAAGGAAGUUACAGACACAAGGGUAGAAAAUGAAGCCAGAGACAGAGGUUGUCUCUCAAGCAGAGCAGAGAAACUUGGUAGAAGGAAAACAAGAUCUCUUGGAGUGAAAAAGAGAUACGGUAAAGAACAGCAACAGAAAGUGAAGGAAUGGAAAAGUCAAGGUGGAAAGAUGGCAGCACUGGGAUCUUCCCACAUGUUCAGUGAUCAAUAUUUAGAUAAAGAAGAAAACGGUAAGAUCAUGGAUGUGCUUUUCCAGUGGCUCACAACAUCAGAUAUCCAUUUAAACCAGAUGGAUAUGGAGGACCCUGAGAUUUCAGACUAUACCAUGCUCCCAGAUACAGCUGCGCUGUCUGAGCAACUGCGAGUCUGUCUGCAAGAAGGAGAUGAGAACCCAAGAGACUUCACAAAGCUGUUUGAUACAUCCCUUUAUCAGCUGGAUACAAGUGCCCUCCCUUCAGUUAUCAAAGCUUAUGAACAGCUGAAUGUGAAACAUGAACCUCUCCAACUCAUUCAGCCUCAAUUUGAGACUCCACUACCUGUCCUUCAGCCAGCUGUUUUUCCACCUGCUUUCAGAGAAUUGCCUCCUCCCCCUCUGGAGCUGUUUGACUUGGAUGAAACUUUUUCCUCUGAGAAAGCUCGUCUUGCAGAGAUUACAAACAAAUGUACUGAUGAUGACCUGGAGUUUUACAUACGAAAAUGUGGCGAUAUCCUAGGAGUAACAAGUAAACUCCCAAAGGAAAAGCAAGAUGCCAAACGUAUCCUGGAGCACAUCUUCUUCCAAGUGGUUGAGUUUAAGAAACUGAAUCAGGAGCAUGAUACUGACACAAGUGAAGCUGGAUUCCAGAAUGGUAACUGAGACCUGGCUUUCCCCAGUUUGAGAGAGACCUUUUAGUAAAAACAUACUUUUCCAUUUUUUCUCAACCUCUGUGUUCAGCAUAUUGAUAAGGACCAUCAGUAGUUCACUGAAUGUUUGGAUCAUUUAUGUGUAGUAAUUUGGAUAAUUAAUGCCUUUUGAGGAAGUGCUUGUAUUUUGCAAGCACUUCCCAAAUAAUUCCCUAUUUUUCUACUUCUUUAUUGAAACUGUAAUUUUGUAAUAUAUGAAUAAAAGAUCUUGUACUA